Molecule: messenger RNA, 1980 nt
Organism: Leptonychotes weddellii (Weddell seal)
Lineage: Eukaryota; Metazoa; Chordata; Mammalia; Carnivora; Phocidae
Gene: OPA3
Product: outer mitochondrial membrane lipid metabolism regulator OPA3
Biological process (GO): regulation of lipid metabolic process
Cellular component (GO): mitochondrion
Source: RefSeq, a predicted model, not a curated record
CUGAAGGCAGACGCUUAACGAUUGAGCCACCCAGGCGCCCCCUUAAACUACUUCUUGAGCCAGCUCCCUGGGGACUCUCGCCCACCAGUGGAGGAAGUGGGGCUGCUUGAAAACGGGUAUGGUUUUAUCAGCCAAGACGCCGGGCUAUCACCUUCUGCGGGCUGAGAAACCUUCUGCCGGCCCCCGGCCCCCUCUCUGGGCCUCAGCUGGGAUUCACUAUUUCUGGGGAUGAAAUGCACCCUCAGGCUGGAGUUAGCCAUAACAGCGUUCAGACCCGCAGAGCAAUAAAGGCUAUUUCUCGGGGGCUUAUUGUGACUGGCACCAUUCUAAGCACCUAUCACGGUUCACUCACUGUUUCUACAUUCAAGAUUCUCAUGCAAGCCUUACAACUGCCCAACAAGGUGUUAAUUAUAAUUCCCAUUUUGUAGACGGGAAUACUGAUGCCCAGAAAGGUUACGUCACUCGCCUAACAUCACAAGCAAGUAAACGGCGGAGUUGGGAUCCCAACCCAGGUCUGUAUCACUACAUGGUCGGUUUCUUCUUACUCCCAGUGAGAGCUCUAACCAGCGGGGAAAGCGUAUUUGGGACUCAUUAGCCCUAAUUAGGACUAAUUAAGAGCCUCCUUUAAGAGGGGAAGCCACCUAAGUACAAGACGUCACGAAGGAACACGGUGACAGCAGCCAAGGUGGGCGUGGGAAUCCAACCACGCUCCGGCCAACAGCCGUUUAACAGCACCGCCCCCUGACCCGCCUCACUUCCGCCUUUUAUUUGCAUAUUCAGCGAUCGGACGUCAGGCGUCAGCGUCGACGCGGUGACAUCAGGGAGCGCCCCUGCAGUGCUCCACCCCCGAGCGUACGCACGUACGCACGCACGGAGACGAGCGGGCGGGGGAGGAGAGAGAGAUCGCAGGCGCCCCGCCCAGUCAGCAAGGUUGCGCGUGCCCAGUGCGACCGCCAAGAUGGUGGUGGGCGCGUUCCCUAUGGCGAAGCUGCUAUACCUGGGCAUCCGGCAGGUCAGCAAGCCGCUUGCCAACCGCAUUAAGGAGGCCGCCCGCCGAAGCGAGUUCUUCAAGACCUAUAUCUGUCUCCCGCCGGCUCAGCUGUACCACUGGGUGGAGAUGCGGACCAAGAUGCGCAUCAUGGGCUUCCGGGGCACAGUCAUCAAGCCGCUGAACGAGGACGCGGCCGCCGAGCUGGGCGCCGAGCUGCUGGGCGAGGCCACCAUCUUCGUCGUGGGCGGCGGCUGCCUGGUGCUGGAAUACUGGCGCCACCAGACACACCAGCGUCACAAGGAGGAGGAGCAGCGCGCCGCCUGGGACGCGAUGCGGGACGAGGUGGGCCGCCUGGCGCUGGCGCUGGAGACGCUGCAGGUGCAGAUGCAGGCGGCGCCGGCGCCCAGCGCCCUGGAGGAGCUGCAGGCGCAGAUGCGAGAGGUGCGCGCCCAGCUCUGCGCCCGGGACCCGCAGCCCGCGUCCCCGGCGGUAUCCGCGGCCAAGGUACAGGAGUCUGCUCAGGUCUGAACUUGUCGGUGGUUGUGUGUGCCCCGGUGUGGCCUUCUCCCCGCACCACCCCCGCCUGCGCUGGCCCCGCGGAAGCCACCGGGAUCUUGAUGGCACUUGGAUUCAGUUAGCCUCUGCCGACCCGCCGUACCUUCCGCGGGGGCCAGCCCCCAGCCGGUGAAGCGGUCCCACGAAGCGCCCUCCAGCCCUAGCUCCUCGGUACAGACCACAGUGCUCAGCGCUUCACCCCAACCCCAAACCGCACGGACCUGAGCCGUCCCAGCCAGGAAGACAACAGGCACGCUCUUCUGGCAGGAGGAAAAACGGACUGGACUUGAGCUCAAUCAAGCUGUGACCCCACUCCGCCCCCCAUUUCGGUGAUAAAUGUUACCCUGCCCUGGGACUCAUCCUUUUCCCUGGAACCUCCCCCCCACUCUUUGCUUUGUGAAUCGGCACAGACCAUUGUAAAGAAAUGCAGUGUG